Messenger RNA from Marmota monax (woodchuck), 4967 nucleotides. Its product is annotated as sialic acid-binding Ig-like lectin 9. Gene Ontology annotation, molecular function: sialic acid binding. The coding region runs from base 205 to 1431 and encodes 408 amino acids. The transcript has 6 exons. Gene Ontology annotation, cellular component: plasma membrane. NCBI's taxonomy places the organism in Eukaryota, Metazoa, Chordata, Mammalia, Rodentia, Sciuridae. Gene Ontology annotation, biological process: cell adhesion. The record is from RefSeq and is a predicted model, not a curated record.
CUCUGUCCUCAGGGCUGCAGGCUGGAUGUGGUGGUGGGGGCCAUGGGCAGAGGCCACCCAGGCAGAGGCUGGCUGAGGCUCCUCCUCUAGGAGGCCACCGUCCCCUCCUGUCCCCUUCCCGUGGGCCUCCUCCUGUGGGCUCUUAGUUCCUCAGAGAGGAGCUCUGGGGGCAGACUUCCCCUGCGGCCCUGAGCCCUGGGCGACAUGCUGCUGCUGCUGCUGCUGCUGCCCCUGCUGCAGGGCUGUGUGUGGGUGGAGGGCCAGGGGGGUUACGACCUGCAGGAUUACACCCUGAAGGUGCCCAGGGAGGUGACAGUGCAGGAGGGCCUGUGUGUCCAUGUGCCCUGCCAAUUCUCCUACCCCUGGAGCCGCUGGACUAAAAGGGACCCAGCUCAUGGCUACUGGUUCCGGGGACGGGACACAAUGACGGAUGCCCCAGUGGCCACCAACAACCGUGACAGGAAGGUGCGGAAGGAGACCCAGGGCCGCUUCCACCUCCUUGGGGACCCAAGAACCGACAACUGCUCCCUGAGCAUCAGAGACGCCAGGAAGACAGACACGGGGACAUACUACUUUCGGGUGGAGAGAGGAGGCUUGAGAUACAAUUACCUAUAUGACAUGGUCUCAGUGCGUGUGACAGCCCUGACCCACACCCCUGACAUCCUCGUCCCUGGGACCCUGGAGUCUGGCCGUCCCAGCAACCUGACCUGCUCUGUGCCCUGGGCCUGUGAGCAGGGGACGCCCCCCACCUUCUCCUGGGUAGGGCCCUCUGUGUCCUCCCUGGACCCCAGGACCACCCACUCCUCGGUGCUCACCCUCACCCCACGGCCCCAGGACCAUGGCACCAACCUCACCUGCCAGGUGACCCUGCCUGGAGCCCGUGUGACCAGGACAAAGACCGUCCACCUGAACAUCUCAUACUCUCCACAGAACCUGACUGUAACUGUGUCCCGAGGAGCUGGCCCAGAAUCCACAACCCUGGGGAAUGGCUCAUCUCUUUCCGUCCUGGAGGGUCAAUCUCUGCGUCUGCUCUGUGUCGUGGACAGCCGUCCCCCUGCCAGGCUGAGCUGGUCCUGGGGGAACCUGACCCUGUGUCCCUCGCAGACCAUGGACCCUGGGGUGCUGGAGCUGUCUGCAGAGCACCUCAGGGGUGGAGGGGAAUUCACCUGCCGUGCGCAGAACCCACUGGGCUCCCAGCACAUCUCCCUGAGCCUGUCACCGCAGAAGCGCGCUCCUACAGGAAGAGGUCCACCAGGCCAGUGGCAGGCUCAGGGGAUACCAAGGCUGUCCAGGACCCGGCGGCCUCUCAGAGCCGCCUGGUUGAGUCCCAGGCAAAGGAACGCUCCCCAGAUCCAGGUCCCCUGGCCGUGGCCACCCGCCCCUCAGAGGAUGAGGAGAUCCUUUAUGCAGCCCUCAGGUUUCAUGAGGUGAAGGCCAGCGACCCACAGGGAGAGCAGGCCCCCGACAGUGAGUACGCGGAGAUCCACAUCCAGCCAUGAGAGACUGAGACCGGCCCCGGCUCAAGGAGGCGCAGCCUCUUCCAGGGCAAGGAAAAGUCAGGUCCCUGCAGAGGGACGCCUCUAGGUCCUGGCGCCACGCACAACUGGAACCCAGACCUAUUCCCAGCUGCGCUCCGUGCUGUGGCCACCUCCUCUCUCCCCGCCACCUGCCCACCCAGGGCCUCCGCUCUCCUCUCGCUCCUGAGCUCAACUCUUUCUGACUCCACUGCAGUGAGAUCCUGCUGUGCUUCUCUCUGGGCCUGUGUCAUCCACCACACUGUCCUGCAGGUCACCCAGGUGUCCCCAAGGACAGAACAUCACACUGUAUAUUGCAAGAGAGGAGUGUGGUUGGUGGUGCUGGGGAUGGACCCCAGGGCCCUGUGCCCGUGAGGCAAGCACUCUACCAACUGGGCCAUGUCCCCGGGCCUCAAGGGAGGAUUUUCAAUGUCCUCACCACAAGGGAAUGAAGGGUGUCACAGGUGAUGGAUGGCUGAUUGGCCCAGUGUGUCAGUCCUCAGGGUAUGAAGCUAUUGAACAUCACAUUGUCCCCGAUAAAUGCACACAGUUACCAUUUGUACAUUAACACAAAUAAAACUUUACAAAGCCCUACAGGUGAGGAAUUGAGGGGCAGAAAGUCUCUCUGGGGGCUCCUCCUCUGGAGGCAGCAGUGGGCACCUGCCUGUGCCCUUGGCCCCCACGUGGCCAUUCCACAGCUUUCCAGGAAGUGACCGUGCCUUAGGGUCAGGCCUGCGCAGCUCUGGCCCGGCCUCCUUCCCUCCUUCUGGCCUUGGCCUCCCGGCUCCCCUUACCUGUCACCUGCAUGCAGUCGGGGGCCAUCGACACAGGGAGCUCUCUCUGCUCGCAGCUCACCGUGGCUCCCUGGUCCCGAGUGGCCCAUCCCAGCCUCCUGCGGCCUCCCUCCACGCCCUCUGGGUCCUCACUGCUGCCCACGCCUCCCCUGGCCUUUCUCAGCCCUUUUCCGUUGGCCCCAUGACGCAUCCUUUGGUCCCUGGACACUGGGUCCCCCCUCGAAGGCUGUCCUCCUGGUGUCCUAUUCCUGUGAGCGUGGAGCUCCAGGGGUGGAGCUGAGAGGGAGGAAGCAGCCAUGGUCUCCCCCCUCCAGGGCCAAACCAGGGAGUGAGAAAAGUGUCCCACAGUUUGAGGGUUAUCCCCAGAAUGAACCAAUGACCUAAAGUCUUACCGACACACGUCACCCCAACAAGGGAAGGAAUGGAUCAUGGCAGUCACUUCACAAGUAGGCGGGAAGGCAAGGACCCGAGGACUAGAGGGAGCACUCAAAGCCCUAAACCUGGUCCAGCCCAUUCACAGCAGCAUCACAAAUAUCAAGAGACAAUGUAAGAUGACCACCCCACAGUGCAGAUGAAGAGACUGAGGUUCAGAGAGGCUAUGCUGCUGUCUCAGGGUUCCUGCGCUGCUUGGGGCAGGGCUGGAGUUGGAACUUCAGCCUGAUUCCGAGGUCUCUUCCUGUCUGACAUGGAAGGAGGCAGAGGGGCCACAUGUGCAGGAGACAACAUUCCUUGGUGCUUCUCAGGGAGACAGGCAGCUGCCAAGGUGAACCUGGAGACUCCUACCCACCCUCUGAGCUGCUCUUAGUCCUCCCCCGCCAUUGUUUGUUUGUUUGUUUAUUAAAUCACAGGUUGUCCUUUCCCCUGAGAUGUCCACCUUUGAUUGAGUCAGCCUGGUGAUUACAGGACGCUUGGGGGUGGCCUGGUCAACCUCAGGGUCCUCAGGCUGACGUGGUCCAUUACCUGAUCAAUAGAUAAUGCUGGGAAGUCCCCUAAAUCAUAGGUCCCUCAGAAUCGGCAUCUCCUGGCCUGAUCUGCUAAUUAACAGGGCACAAGGUCGAGCUGUAGAUCUGGGGUUGGCUGGCCCGGGAGGGAGAUGGCCUGGGAGUGACCUCCUGGGACAGUGGGUGGAGCCCAGGGGUCAGGACCUCACUCCUGCCCUUUGGGACCCUCUGCUCCCUGCGCGUCUGUCCUGUCCCACCUCCCGGGCUGUGCCCACGGGCAGCGCAGGGAGCAGUUUGCGCUGUGUUCUGAGACUCAUGCCACCGUGAGCAGCAUGUCUGUCCCUUUGUGUGGCCAGAGGGUCCCCUGGACGAGUCCACCCCGGCUCACUCACUCCCGUGCUCUUCCUCGGGGUGUGAGGGUGGCUUCAGUCAGGGGUGUAUGGAGACAGCGGCUGUGACCCUGUGUCCAGUGCUGUGGGGGGCAGGGCCACCAUGGAGGCCAUGACAGCAGAGUCCAGGGCUCCAGGGGUCCUCCCAAGUCCAUGGGGACCACCAGGAGGGAGGGAGGGAGUGGAGAGGGCUUGGGGAGCAUCAGGGUGUCUCGUCAUCCUGCUCACUGACACACACAGCUGUGGGUUGCAGCCGCCCCCAGAGACGGGAGUUCAAGUCCUGAGCCAGGCUGUGAACGUGACUUGGGAAGGAGGGUCCCCGCCCUGUCAUCAGGUUAAUAUGAGGUCCUGCUGGAUUCGAGUGACCCUAGACCCAGUGCCUAGUGUCCUUAUCCCAGGAGAAACUUUGGCAGUGACCACAGAGUCCCAUGUCCAGGCUCCAGGCUCCAGGGCCCUUUGGACAGAGACACAGGGAAGCGGCCACGUGGACAUGGAGGGCAGGAUGGACCGCAGCAACCCCGGAGCUGGAAGAAGCAGGCGGAGUCUUUCUAGAGACUUCAGAGGAGCGUGGCCAGCCACCCGUGAACUCAGACCUGGCCUCCACAGGGAGUCUGGGGCCGCCUCCCCGGGGCCUCCCUGGCCAGGCCCUGUCCUAGCUGCUGUCUUGCAGUACCCUGUGAAGGGGUGUCUGUCAGGCAGCCCCCGAGGGCAGGGACCCCUGAGCUGGCCAGGCGGCCGGCACAUGCCUGGGAUUGGCCGCUGAGGAGUGUCUGCCCCCUCCCUCCUUCCCAUCUCCUUCCCCUGAGUCUUUGUCCCUUUGUGGUGCCAUGUGAUCAGCACACUGAGUUAGACCUUUGGGGACAUUCAAAGACAGCUCAGAAGAGCCCCGAUGUCGUAUCAUGGACCCUGAGCUCAGGGCUCCUUAACUGCUCCAACUUUAUUGAAGGACCCCAAGGCCCCAGGCCCAACAUUAGGAAAACUAACCCCUGUGCCCUGAAGCUGCAAGAUGUUCCAUAUAGAUAACCCCGGAAGGGCCAAACUUGAGCAAACAGGGUAAAAACAGGAACUAAAAGGACAGGAUGCAAUUUUAUGGUUUUUCUGAGAACUAAAGUGGGAAAACAAGUUUACCCCCCUAGGUGACUCAACUGCUGAAUUCAGAGGGACCAAUAGGAAGGCUGUUGCUGUGCUAAGCUAAGACCUAACCCACCUGUUCCCUAUAAAAGAUCUAUACCCCAAAGCCCGGUGUGCCAGUUCACCGAAGCUCCGGCUGAGGUUUUGCUGUGCACCCGCAGGCGCCUGUGUGAGAAUAAACGCCUCCUGCUUUUUGCA